Messenger RNA from Bombina bombina (fire-bellied toad), 2982 nucleotides. RefSeq names its product ubiquitin specific peptidase 35 (gene USP35). The coding region runs from base 1 to 2982 and encodes 993 amino acids. Gene Ontology annotation, cellular component: cytosol; nucleus. The record is from RefSeq and is a predicted model, not a curated record. NCBI's taxonomy places the organism in Eukaryota, Metazoa, Chordata, Amphibia, Anura, Bombinatoridae. Gene Ontology annotation, biological process: protein deubiquitination; ubiquitin-dependent protein catabolic process. Gene Ontology annotation, molecular function: cysteine-type deubiquitinase activity; cysteine-type endopeptidase activity. The transcript is spliced from 10 exons.
AUGGAUAAGAUAUUAGAAGCAGUCAUGGAGUCAUCAUAUCCAAUGUACGUAAAGCAGAGCUUAGCAAAGAGAGUUGUUGAAGCUUCGAAGCAAACCAUGGACAGUGAACAGUGCUGGUGCAUGCUCGAACUCUCCACCAAACUCUUCUUUGUGGGUGACUCCCAGUUUGCAAGGGAAACUGCAAGAGAACUUCUGGAAGUCUACGGCAUUUACCACCCCGAUGAAUUUGAAGAAUUUUUUAACGUCAGGUUUAUCCUGAGCCUUCUUCAGGAGGGAUACACAACAGUUGGGAAGAGAAAUGUCUACAUUUUGGAUUAUAUAUAUCAUGGGCUUCAGUUUGUUUUGAACAAACCAACAGCAGAAGAAAUCUUCAGGCUACUCAGGAUAGAAGUUCUUCGAAUAGUCUGUGAAAGACCAGGUCUUCAGCUUUGUGUGAGAAUCAGCAAGCUCCUAUCUCAGUAUUCACAAUGUAUUCCUGUGGGAAAACAACAAGUGCUCUUCUGCCAACAGCUGAUUAGAUGCAUUGGGCAGUUCUAUUGUACAACCCAAGCAGAGGAUGGCAUAUUGCAAUAUCUGGACCAAAUCAGCAGAGUUAGUGGCCUUCUACAGAAAAUCUGGAGGUUGCAGUCCUCCUCUUUACUUUCAUCCCUAAAGGAACUCUUUGCUAUUAUCUCUACAACAGAGGAGGCACAAGGUCCUUCAAAUUCUCUGGCAUGCUUGGUGCAAUACAUCCCACUGGAGCUGAUGGAUGGUGUUAUUAGGAACCUGGCUAAUACAGACACUGUUACAGACCCUCAGAUGAUGAUAGCGAUUAGCAGGAUGAUUGAUUGGGUCGCAUGGCCUCUUGGAAAAAACAUUGACAAGUGGAUAAUUGCCUCACUGAAGGGACUUGCUGCUGUGAAAAAGUUUAGCAUACUGAUUGAAGUUUCCCUUUCAAAAAUUCAAAAGGUGUUUUCCAAGCUGCUCUACCCAGUCGUACGAGAUGGAGCUCUCUCAGUUCUCAGGUAUAUGUUGCUGAGUUACCAGCAUUCACCUGAAGCAUUCCAUUUGAUAAUUCCUCACGUACCUCAGAUGAUUUCUUUUCUCACUAUUGAAACCUCAAAUUCUGCAAGCAGUUGCCUGGAACAGCUCUCUGAACUGUUUCACUGUCUGAUUUAUCGAUUCUCAGGGUAUCCUGACCUUUAUGAGCCGGUUAUAGAUGCAAUAAAGGACCUUCCAACUCCAAAUGAAGAUAGAAUAAAGCAACUCCUAGGGCAGAAUGCUUGGACAUCACAGAAGAACGAGCUGGCACCGUACUAUCCCAGACUGGCUUCAAAAUCAGACACAGGGAGGAUAGGUCUUAUCAACCUAGGAAACACAUGUUAUAUGAACAGUAUCCUGCAGGCCUUAUUUAUGGCUACAGAUUUUAGACAUGCCGUGCUCCGUCUAAAGGAGAGCAGUUCUCAGCCUCUGAUGAUGAAACUGCAGUCUCUCUUUGCCUUUCUAGAGCACAGCCAGCGUCCAGCAGUAUCACCAGGAAGUUUCUUGGCAUCUUCUCUGCCCCCCUGGUUUACUGCAGGUGUCCAGCAAGACUGCUCGGAAUAUCUGAAAUACCUCUUAGACCGGCUACAUGAAGAAGAAAAAACAGGCAAGCGAAUUUCCCAAACUCUGGCUCAGUCCAACUACGAGUCACAAGAAAAAAAGUUUUUACUAUGCAACAGCACACUAGUUGAACGAAUGUUUGGUGGAAAGAUACGGACAAAAAUCCGUUGCAUGAAAUGUCACAGUAUUUCUUCCAAGGAAGAAGCUUUCACUGACUUAUCACUAGCUUUCCCCUCAUAUGAUGAUCCUGUGCCAGAAGUUCCUAGAACAAAAUGCCCCACUCUUAGAACUGUAGAAGAAAUAGGGCCUCAAAAGAUUAAGAGGACAACAAAAUCCCAGGCCACCAAAUCUCCAGAAACAACAAGAUGGAAGCAGAAAUCGGAAGACUAUAGUGCAAAUGUCACCUCUAUUGAAACAUUAGGAGCUCAAGGAAAAGCCCAUAAACUAGAACCUCACAUCUCUAGGUUUGACAUGCAAGAUGAAAAUAUCAGUUCUGCUUUGGCUUCUAGGGAACUCCCAAAACCAAGCAAAAACACUUUUUCAUUGUCAGAUUUGAUCAACCAUUUCUUAUGUCCAGAGAUGUUAACAGCAGAUAACAAAUAUCAGUGUGAGACAUGUAUCUCCUUACAGGAUGCAGAGAAAGGUGUUGAAUUGACAAUGGGUCCAGAGUACCUUAUUCUUACCUUGCUUAGGUUCUCUUAUGACAAAAAGAUAAUGAAGAGAAGAAAGAUCAUGGACAAUGUCUCAGUUCCUUUGGUUCUCCAGUUGCCUAUCCAGGUGACUUCAAAAGACCAAAUGGAUGCCUCUUCUGAGAAAAGGAAUAUUUGUAGUUCCAUCCAGGUGGACCAGUCUGGUCUCUAUGAUUUGUGCUCUGUUAUAGUGCAUUCUGGGCUAUCCUCUGAAAGUGGACACUAUUAUUGUUAUGCCAGAAACUGUACCGACAGCAAUACGCAUCUGGGUGGGGACAUUAAGAAAUAUACUUCUGAUAAACAUUUAGAUCUAGAUAUACAAUGGUAUCUCUUCAAUGACAACAGAGUCUCAUUCUCAUCAUUUGAAUCAGUUUGUAAUGUCACAUCUUUCUUCCCCAAAGACACAGCUUACGUACUUUUUUAUAGACAUAGACCAAAUCGGCAAACUGGUCCAGGCUCUGAGGCAUGUGCAGCAAUAACCACGGGGGAUAUUUCUCUUAACAAAGAACUAAUGGAAGCUAUUUCUAAAGACAAUAUAAAAUAUUUGCAAGAGCAAGAAAAGGAAGCGAGGAACAGAGCUGCUUUCGUCUCUCCACUUUGUACGUCUCCUCUCUGGUGGCAAGACUUUGACAAGGACAGUGAUGAUGAAGACUCACCAGGUGGUAUGGGGCCAACAGGAGGCUCUGGUUCCUUCCAUGGGCUUGCAUUUUAA